Molecule: messenger RNA, 1173 nt
Organism: Plasmodium cynomolgi strain B
Lineage: Eukaryota; Apicomplexa; Aconoidasida; Haemosporida; Plasmodiidae
Exons: 2
Coding region: 1-1173 (390 amino acids)
Biological process (GO): protein modification process
Cellular component (GO): mitochondrion
Source: RefSeq, a predicted model, not a curated record
AUGAGUCGCCUCUCGCGCAUCUGCGCGGUUAGAGCGGUUAGAGCAGUUAGCAGGGUUAGCGGGGUUAGCACGGUUAGAGCGGAUAGCACGGUUAGUGCGGCUAGUGAGUUGUUCCGUCCGCUGGAUCCUCACGGUGAAAGGAAAAAGGUGCUAUACCUUUUAAACCUGACCAAGUUUCAUGUGUACGAGCAGCUGCUCCUAGAGGAGUGCCUAUAUCGAAUGAGUAGCCCCCUCAGCCAGGGGAAAAACAACGUCGGGUUUGUUCUCAUCAACGAUACAUAUUCCAAUGCGAAGGAGGAAGAAAGAGGAGAUGGAUUCACCUCAACAGAAAACAAGUGUGUCGUUUUUGGCAUUAGUGGGAAAGUACCUAAUUUUAUAAAGGAUGUGAACUACGUUAAGAAAAAUAAAAUUGCACUAAUUAGAAGAUACACAGGAGGGGGUACAGUGUACGUUAGGAACAACUGCCUUAUGUUAAGCUUAAUCCUCCCAUUAAAUUUUGAAAAGGAAAGACAGCUGUAUCCUUCCAACGUGACGGAAUGGGUCUUCAACUCGAAGAAGAAGAAGAAGAGGAAAAAAAAAAAAAAAACAAACAGCUUUUUCCAUCACCAAAAUGAUUACGUAUAUCACCGUUACGACCCUGUGCAUGAUGAGAUCACGAUAAAAAAAGUUGGGGGGAAUGCGCAAGCCUUUUCUAAAAAUUAUUUUGUCCACCAUACGUCCUUCCUGUGGUCAUGCGAUUACGAUGAAAUGGAGAGAGUACUUGUUAACCCCUCCAAGCAACCCCAAUACAGAAAUAAAAGAAACCACAAAGAUUUUUUAACCUCCCUGGAGGAAUGCCUACCUAGUGGUGGACACACCCCAAUGGGAUUCAUCAGCAAAUUCGUUUCCAACAUACGACGGUUAAUUAAUCAACAGAAUGAUAAAAAUAAUAAUGGCCCCUUUUGGCAGUUUAAUCAGAUUGACUUGGGUAUCCAUCGAGACUCUUCAAUCAUGCAAGGCGGUCAGAUCUUUGACCAGGUACACUCGGUGGAUGUAGACAUUUUGAAGAACCUUUUCCGUUCCUUUUGCAGCAGCGAGGAGACGAGGAAUCUUCGGUCGGCGCGUUUGUUGGACCCCCUCGGGGGGGUGAUAUCCGAUGAUGCCUUUUCCGGGCCCUCCUUCAUUUUGCGGUGA